This is a messenger RNA of Hydra vulgaris (swiftwater hydra), 4358 nucleotides long. Its product is annotated as zinc finger protein 862-like. The record is from RefSeq and is a predicted model, not a curated record. Gene Ontology annotation, molecular function: protein dimerization activity. NCBI's taxonomy places the organism in Eukaryota, Metazoa, Cnidaria, Hydrozoa, Anthoathecata, Hydridae.
AUAUCAGGCCUUGUUAAGAAGCGUUACGCAGCUUGCAUUUUGCCUGCGAAAAGGCGAUUUGCCUACGCGUUCAGCAGUUAUGCGUAACGCAAAAACUUUAUUCUUUUAGAAUAUUUAAAUUAUCUUUUUAUAUCGUUUAUGUGACGUUCAUUCAGAAGUAUUUAAAAGAAUUUAACCGCAAUUGUAAACUAAUAGAUUUUUUGUUAAAAAAACAAUUUGUUUAAUAAUUUUUUUUUUUGUUUUUAAAAAUUACUUAAAGAAAAUUAAGUGUUUUAAGUUUAAACUUUUCAUCAUAUUUAAUUUUAAAUAUUAGAUUUCAUAAGUUUAUAGACUUUAUUCACAAGUAAUGUUUAUUUUAUAUGUAAUGUAUUUUGUUUAUUUAUUUAUAAUUUUGAAACAAUUUUUUUUUUUCGUCCCUUUAAGAAAGUACUUAUGAUGAGCUGUAAAGUAAAUCAUUUCCUCAUCAUCAACUGUCGAGACCCCGAUGCGAUUUCACGAGUUGUAUGGGAAAAGGUUUGUUGCCCCCCCCCCCUUCAUUUUAAGAGAGGGGAGUUAACAUUUGACUAACAGUUAAAUAUUUUUUUUGAGACUUUUGAAGGAUUUACUCUACUUAUUUCAUUCAUAAAAUUGCGCCUGGCUGGACCUGUCGGUAAUAUGUCAGAAAAUUUAGUUGAUCGAAUUUUUUUUUUUUUUUUGAAAAUUUAGUAUUUAGAAGUAAAUGAUUUUUUUAGUGUUGAAGAUUCUUUUUUGCAUACAUUUCUAUUAUCAUUAAUUUUUUAGAUUGAUCAUAGAAAGAACGUAGAUUAGAAUUAGUUUAUGAGCAGUAGAUGAAUACUUACUAGUCAAGUUCUUUAAAGAAAAUUGUUGAUAGAUUUUUUGCUUUGUUUAAGCACUGAUUAAAACUGUAAAGUAGUAUGAAGCUAUAAUCAUAUAAUAUAAAUGAUUGAAACUUGUAACUACCAUUAAAGAAAAAUAAAUAAAAAAUCGUUUUAUUUUUUAUAAUUUUAAGCAAAAAUGCUGUGAGAUAACAUUAAUCGUCAAUUUAGAGGUCAAUUUCUUUAAAAAAAAAAAAAAUUUUAUGGAAGAAGUGGUAAUUGAACAGGGGAAGAGUAUGUGUCUUCCCCCCCCCCCCCCCCACCUCCAUUGUAUCGUCGGGUUAAGAUGCAUUGCACUGCUAACUCCGGCACUCCGGGUUAGGUUGCAAACGAUAGUCCAGAUUCUGGUACUUGAGUAUUUCAACUAAAAUUAACUUUUAUCAAUGGUAUUUAUGGAAAGGUUAACAAAAAUAUAUUUAAAACAAAUACUUAAAAUAAAACGGUAAUAUUUAGCAAAAUCAGUUGUUUCCUAUUUAUAAAAAUCUUUUCUCUGUAAUUACGAUGAUAUUAGGAUGUUGUUUUGGUGAUGAGAGCUGUUACAUUUUUCACAACUAAAUUGGUACUUAGUUAAUAACUAUCGGGAGAGAAAAAUUUUUUUUUCCAUUCAGGAAAAAAUAAAUAUAUAUAUUUAAUUAAAUUUUAAAGUACAAUAGUUAUUACACUUAGUUAGGCUGCCUAUUUUUUAAUGCGCAUUAAACUUGUUUCUGCUUAUUUGUAAAAGAUACCGGAAACUUGUUUAUAAUAAAGCGAAAUAAUCUUCUAGCUAAUGUUAGUUAUUUUAAUUUCCUUACGACAUAUUAAUUUCCUUUAUAAGGAGUUUGGUAUUUACUAAGGAUUUCAACAAAUCAUUCAACAAUUCUAAACUUUUUUAAAAAUACAUGAUCAAAUGGAUAACAUUUUGAAUAAAAACAGAGUCACUUUGAAAACUUUUGAAAAAUGGAAUCUUUCCGAAGUUUUUUGUAUAGAAACUGCUGUAGAAAAUGGAAUUUCAUAUGUUGUGAAAAUAUUUUGUAAUGUAUGUGCUCUUCAUCAAGAGAAUAUACUGGCUAAUACCAAAGGAGCAAUAAGAACAGUCGCAUUACGAUACAUAAAUGGGACACGCUACGUUAAAAAAGAUAACGUUUUUCGACAUUUACAAAGUGCUGUCCACAGAAAUGCAAUCCGAUUGUCGAAUGAAGACCUAAAUGAAAACAAAGAAGCAAAAGCAAACGACAAAGAGCAACAGGUGGAAACCAACAAACUCGACAUUAGUUUGUGUGAAACAAAAUUGACAGAAAAAGAAAAAUCUACAAAUAAUUCUUACAAAAACUUGGUAAAAAUAGCUUAUGAAAUGGCUUGCUAUCCAACUAUGCCUCAUGCACAUUUUUCUAUUCUCGUUAAUUGUGCACGCAUCACAGGAUCAAACUUCAUAAAUCGUAAAGAAACAGGAUUUACUGGCAGAGAAUUUAUCAAAUGUUGUGCCAAUACUGUUCGUGAGAAAUGCUGUAAAAUUCUCGAAAAUUGCAACUUCUUCUCGAUACUUAGCGACGGAAGUCGAGCACGAAAAACUGGAAAAGAAAAAGAACUUGUUUUGGUCCGUACAGAGCGCAAUGGAAUCCCGAUAUAUAUGGUUACCGAGUUGUUGGAAAUGUCACAAUUUGGUGGAAGCGAUUCAAACUCAGUUACUGCUGGUAUUAACAGUGUCUUUGAGUCUGAUAAUUCAUUUUUCAAAAUAUCUACUGAAGAUUAUAUCAAAAAACUAGUUUCUGCCACAGCUGACGGUGCAAACGUUAAUUUUGGUAUAAAAAAUGGUGCCCUAACACAGCUAGAAAAAUCUCGCAAGUGGUUAUUGAAAAUACAUUGUAUCAACCACAGAAUCGAAUUGGCUAUAAAAGACACAUUUAAGGAUGUAAUGGAAUUCAUAAAGAUCGAAGAAUUUUAUAUGUCAAAUUAUUACCUACUAAGAAAUUCUGGAAAAUUAAAAAGUGAAGUCGAGGCUGCGGCAAAGGCUAUAGGAAUAACUUUUUACAUUUUACCAAAAAUAUCUGGUACUAGAUUUGUUGGGCACAGGAAAAGAGCCCUUUCUAGUCUUCUCGAGACAUGGCCAGCCUUUCUUUCAGCGUAUGAAAAUUAUGCAAGUGACCCAAAAAAUGGCAAAACAGUUGGAAAAGUAAAAGGUCUAUUAAAAUUAUUUAAAUGUCAAUCAUUUCUUGUUCAAGUAGGUUUAUAUUUAGACUGUUUGGAAGUUAUUAUCCCAGCUUCAAAAAUUUUCGAAAAAAAUGAGUUAUUACCUCACGAAAUUCCGACAACUAUUCAACGAACUUUAAUAGAAAUAGACGAUAAAAUAAAAUCAAUUGGGGAAGAAGAUGAGUUUUAUGACAGCUAUGUGAUUCGCUAUUUGGUCACUGAUCACAACGAAAUUGAAGGUUCCUUUCAAAGAGCUGGUGAUAAAAGAAAACAUCCUAAAAAUCGUUCUUACAUUAAUGUAACAAUGGAGAUGAAUGAGUUUGAUCGAGAAAAAACAAUUCAAAAAAUGCAUGAAAUUAAAAGAGUGAUUUUUCCUAAACUUCAUGAAUUACUUUCAAAUAGAUUUCAAGAUUAUUCUCGUGAAUUUUCCAUUUACAGAAGUAUGAAAUUUAUUGAUCCAAUACAUUGGAUAGCUGAAGAUAAAGAGUCCGGAGUUACGCAAAUCAAGUUAGUUAGUGACCAUUUCGAAGUCCCAUUAAUACAUGCUGGUUUUCAAAGAGAUGCUGCUUUACGAGAAUGGAAAAAACUUAAACUUUUAGUCACAACCGAGUACGAGUCUCAUCCGGUAAGAAGUUUAUGGAAUGUAAUUUUUAAACAUAAAAUUAAAGAAUUUCCUAAUAUAUGUCUUCUAGUUUCUCUUAUUAUGUCUAUAUCCGGAUCGAACUCGGAAGUCGAGAGAACUUUUAGUAUUGUUACAAAUAUAUUAGCAGAUAAACGCCUAUCAAUGAACCACGACACACUUGCUGAUUGUGUCAUAAUUCUCGGCAACAAAAGUCUUUGGUCGAAAGAUGAAUACGAUAAUAUUAUUGACUUAUCGUUGUUGAAAUAUAUGAAAAAACGAAGAAAAUCUGAUGUUGGUGAUUUUAACAAACUUAGAACAGCAAAUAUUCAAGAUAUACUAACAUGCAGCGAUGCUGAUGACGUAGACAGCGAAGAUGAUAUGCUAGCAGACUAUCUUAAGGAAUUAAAUAUAUAAAUUCAUUUUAAAUAUAUAAAUCAUUUUUUGUCAUAGUAAUUUAAAAAAUGCACGAUUUAUUUUGAUGUAAAUAUUUUAUUAAUAAGAUUCAUUAUUAAUAAUAUUUUGUUUAUUGUUAAUUCAAUUCGAAUAACGUAAAGUUUUAAUGACGAACGUUUAAUUUAUGAACAUAACAUUUAUGAUCACGAAUAUGUUAACAGUAACUGAUAAAACUCUUUAUUUUUUAGAAACAAUAUUCAUAACAAAGAUAAAAAAAGUUUAUUAACAGUUAAAAAAAAAGA